Messenger RNA from Penicillium brasilianum, 2494 nucleotides. The record is from the annotation of a GenBank genome assembly. NCBI's taxonomy places the organism in Eukaryota, Fungi, Ascomycota, Eurotiomycetes, Eurotiales, Aspergillaceae.
CUCCGUACUGUACUUUUCAUCUUUCUGCAUGGGGGUCCACUCCUCUGUCUCUCCAUGCCUCGUUCUCCACAAAGUAUGUAUACUGGGGGUGCCCACCUGGAUCUCCUUUCCUUCUCCCUCCCCACUUUCGACCUGCCCAUCCCAACAUCUUGACAUUCCUUUACGGGCUGUGCGCGCUUGGUCUCGUCGCGCUGGCGCGUUAGAUACCCUGCGUCACCUAGGAAUAUGCCGAUCUGGCACGACCUUUGACCCAUCAUGGUGACCGCGAACGGAUACUGCCCUGGCCCGUUUCUCCAGGAGAGUCUUUUCCCUGCAAAGGGUGGAUUUCUCGAUGGACGAUUCUGCGAACCUAUUCCCGGAAUAGGUCCCAAUGGGACCACCAUAGCAUGCUGUUUACCCUGUCCAUUAGCCGAUUGGCGAUAUGCUGAUAAUACCGCAAAGCGAGUCGGUGUCGCUAGUUGGAUCAGUGUCGCCAUUCUCCCUCUCUGCAUCUUCCUCCUUGUCUCUUACGCCGUUCUCCCUGUCAAAUGGACCAACCGUCACUACUUGAGUAUCUGCUUUACUCUGGGCAUCUGCUGCAUGGAGAUUGCAUUCAUUAUUCCCCUUGGAGCCAAGCCUCAGCAAUGCUACAAUGCCAUCACGCCCAAUGACAUGUAUAGCGACCUCUCCUGCGCCUUCUCCGGCUCUUUGCUCCUCUUCGGCGGAUGGCUCGUCGUGAUGUGGAGUUUCAUUCGCACCCUCGCCUUCCACCUGCAAGUGUGUUGGGAGUUCGUGCUGGGCCCCAAGUUCAUGUGGGGAGCAUUCCUGGCCGGCUUCGGUAUCCCUGCAGUUGGAAUGACCGUGAUGCUGAUUCUCACGGGCGUGUCCUUCCGCUUCGGUCAAAUGUGCCAUAUCAACAUCAAACACGGCUCCCAGGACUACUGGUAUCCGCUCAUCGCCUUUUCGGCCGCAGCCCUAGUACUUCAGCUGGCCACCAUGGCCUACUGUAUGCACAUCUACGUGCGUUCACUAUUCGACAAAUCCGCCUCCACCACCGAAAACUCCUCCGGCCUGCCCAGCUAUACCAGCAGCGUGCGCACCGUCACCGCACGCCAGGCCUACCGCCGUGUGCGCCGCGUCCUCCAACUCCAAUGGCGCGGUAUCGCUCUCGUCCUCAUUAUCAUCGGAAACGUCAUCUUCUUCGCCGUUGUCUUCAUCAAGCUGGACAGAGACACUAACCUCACCGAGGCCAAUCUGGCCAAAGCUAGCAAUUGGCUAACCUGCCUUGCCGUCGGCGAAGGCAAGGAAGCAUGCAAGAAAUACGCAUCAGCAAUGGGGCCCAACGAAGCCACCCUUCUAGCAGUAGUCUAUCUACUCUCCCUCGUGGGAUUCUGGAAUUUUAUCCUGUUCGCACGACCAUCCAUGUUCGCCGGGUGGCUCGACAUCUGUCGACGUGGAUUUUCGGCACCGCGCGAGUUCGUGUCUGCAGACGCCCACCGCAACCUCGACAACAAGGGCUUCGAGAUGCUCACCACUUCCGGUGGAGGAAAAACUCCCGAGCCGUAUAACUACAACAUGCGCUCUCCUAGCCCAAGCCGCAUGAUGCGCUCAGCUAGUCCGCGUCAGAUGAUGCGCUCGCCCAGUCCGACACAUACCUUCAGCGGCCGUCGCAGCCCGAUGGCCGCUAGCCCAACCUCUGAGCGCAAUGUGCACUUCGGACAUCAGGAGGCGCGGUAUACGCGUCCGUCGAUGAGCUUCAGCGGGCCCAGGCCGCCUACUUCGCCGGGGCGUGACUGGGAUGCGUCUGCCACCUUUGCACGGGGUCAUACUUGAUAGCCGUUGCGGUGGGGCCGCGAGGCUGGCCGCGCUGCCCGUCACCUGGAUCCCUACCCCUGCAUGGGCAGGGUGAGGCGAGACUAGGCUGCGGGCGAAGCGAGUACCAUAUUAGACAGAGUUUUCAUCUUACCAAAAACGGUUAGGGUCGGACUGGGGGUUACGAUGGCAGGCUUGGAUUCUUACGGAAAAUCAUGAGCCAUAGGGUGAAAAGCAGGACGGAGGCAGCGACGACUCUUGCCGUGACUGCCCCUGCUAUUGCUACCGUCUACAGUGCCAAGGCGUGCGUGCGUUUCUGGUCCAGGCUAUCGGUGUUACGGAAAAUUGGUCCAUGGCGUCCAGGGUCGGGAGACUGGUGUUUCUUUUCUGUCUCGCGUGGGCAAGGGUCUUGUUCAUUUGCCUCGUUGUCGCCGCUUACUUUCCCAAGUGGAUACGGGACACAGUAUCUACACACACUCACUCGUUCCUUUGAUGGUCUACGUGACCAUCUAUCUUCUCACUCUCUCCCGCCAAACGAUCUACGUGCUAGGUUUGGCCAGGCUCACGAGGUUUAGGUUAUAAUGUCUGCUUCCUUAUUUUUGAGUUAUUCACAUGUUACCAAUAUUGUAUUAUCAUGCAUUAUCCACGCGAUUCAAGGCCUAAUAUGAGAAGAUAGAAAAAGUCUUUUUUUUCAGACCCUGAG